Alosa alosa (allis shad) is the source of this 4527-nucleotide messenger RNA. It is a transcript of the gene tlcd4b, whose product is annotated as TLC domain containing 4b. Gene Ontology annotation, cellular component: endoplasmic reticulum; membrane. Bases 366 to 1172 code for a protein of 268 amino acids. The record is from RefSeq and is a predicted model, not a curated record. Gene Ontology annotation, biological process: lipid homeostasis. NCBI's taxonomy places the organism in Eukaryota, Metazoa, Chordata, Actinopteri, Clupeiformes, Clupeidae. The transcript is spliced from 7 exons.
GGGGUGUGCGUCUGAGGCGUGGCGAUUAGCCUGGUUGUUAGCGUCACUGGUUAGUGGAAGCUGUCAAUACCCAAAUAAAACGGGUUAGAAAUUUCAUACAGUAUGGUUUUCGAACUGAUUUAAAGCUGCUAACUCGGAGUAAGUCACCAUCAUUUUACUGGAAGUCAAUUAACAACCUCCUUAUGGUUUUUUCAACGUAACAGAGCCAAACAGUGUAGUCCCUGUAAAGUCUGCUAGUGGGUUGCUGCUUGUUAGCAUACUUGCUAGCGAAGUUCAUAAAGUAACUGAAGAAGAAGACGGCAGCAGAACAGAGGCAAGAGCUGCUCACAGUGACUUAUGCGACUGCUAUUAGUGUCGGGUGAGAGAUGGAGAUGAGAGAGUUAACGGUGAUGGCUGGGAGCUUUGUGGGCUUCCAGCUGCUGUACUCCGUGGUGAGUCCUCUCCUCUCAUCGGUGCUCACCAAAGGCUACGGACGACUCCCACCCACCAAACUCAACGAGUGGAACUCCAGGACGGUGUCCACAGUCCAUGCCCUUAUUGUGGGUCUGUUCUGCCUCUAUAUCCUGCGCUAUGAUGAUGCUGUUAAUGCAGACCCCGUUUGGGGAGACCCCAAUCUGGUCAAACUUAAUGUGGCCAUAACAUGUGGCUACCUACUCUACGACCUUGUGCUGCUGGCCUGUAACUGGAGCACUAUGGGAGACAGCUUUUUCGUCUGCCACCACUUGGCGGCACUCUAUGCAUAUGGCUUUGUCCUGUCUCGUGGUGUGCUGCCAUAUUUUGCCAACUUCCGUCUCAUUUCAGAGCUGUCCACCCCAUUUGUUAAUCAGAGAUGGUUCUACGAGAUUCUCCACUACCCACGCUCCGACAGGCUGGUGGUGGCCAACGGUGUGGCGAUGACUGUGGUGUUCUUCCUGGUGCGCAUCGCCGUCAUGCCCUCCUACUGGGAGAGCGUCUUCGCCACGUUCGGCACACCGGCCUUCGAACGGCUGGGCCUGGCUGCCCAGGUGGCCUGGAUCACCUCCUGCAUCUGCCUGGACGUGCUCAACACCGUCUGGAUGUACAAGAUCACCCGCGGCUGCUACCGCGUGCUGACCGGCGCUCGGAAGAGCAAGGCCAAGGCCAGCAAUGGGGAUGGGGGCAAGCAGGCCCACAUGAACAACCACACAGACUAAAAAACCUGACUAAUAGGGGGGUGAGCGAGUGCUUUGGGCGGACCAGGUCGAACUGGUCCAGAGGAGAGAGAGGUGAUGAAGAGGACCUGCACAAAGUUUUUCUUUGCAUCAAACAGUUCCAGUGAUUAUCAGAGAUUAUCACAGCUGCCCCAUGGAAGCACAUCUCGGACUUCUUGUCGUUGAGUAGUGUUUGACUAGCAUCGAGGUGUCAACGCCAACACCAGCUGGUGUUGAGGGUAGAAAUACACACCAACAGAUGAUAUUUCCUAUGAUCCAGUAGAGGUUUAUUUUGAAUCUUGUUAGAAAGUACAUGUCAUUUUAAAAAAGCACAAAUGUCUUUGUCCCCUUUGAAGCCUGAACUAAAGCCCAGUUCACCAACCCAAGUGCCUGCACUGCACGCAAGACAGAAUUCCCAGCCUUAAUCAUGGUGAUCACCACCACCACCACACAUCUUCCUUCAACACCUGCUCCUCCCUCCACCCGUUCCUUUAUCUAACCGUCAUAACAUCUUUCUGUUUACUCUACCAUCUAAACCAUACUGCAGUUUGGGGACGUCCGUCCACAUAGACAGUCACUCACAUACAUAAACUUACACACACAAACACACACCACUGUGCCUCUUGAUCUGGUAGUCUCCAAACGAACCAGUGCCUGCUGCUGGGUCAGCAGUCAGAGUCAAGCCAAGGAAGAUCACCAGCUCUCCUGAAGCCUUCUAAGGUUCCACCUUUUCCACCUGUCUUUACCUACUUAAAUCCUGAACACACCAGGCGGGUGCGGCCUGACAUGGAUGUUCAGCCUCUCCGUGAUGUGGCUGAAGGCUGGAAUAGGUUCCACAGAGUUGGUCUCGAUCUCUAGAAUUCUCCCCUCAGUUUCCCUAAACACCCAAUCAAAAUCCCAGUUCUUUUUAUUCACACUCAGCAGACAUGAUGAAGUGAUCAAAACAGUGACUCGUCUUAACCCAUGUAACACACUCACCACCAUCCGCGCAAAAGGUUGAAUCCAUCCAUUUCUGAUGCCAACACCGCACUACCUCUGACUCCAUCCCAUCUUACAAAACCAACCAACCAGAACACAAACCUCCGUCACAGUAUUCCAAGCAUUCUCCCAGAGUCCUGUGGUCCUGAGCUCCGAUGCUUUGACUGGCCUCAGAGCAGUCUCAUCUGGACCUCCCUUCCUGCUCUGAAAAGCACAAGCAAGACCAGCUCACCACAUUCUCAGGCUCCUCUGGCCCAUGGUCUCUAGGUGCAUGUACAGUUUCCCUCCGCUGCAGAGGUUCUGCUUCUCAGCGGUAUUUUAAGAGUAUGUGUAUGUGUACUCACGUUUUUUUCGGCGCUUUUGGGCUGUGUGUGUGUGUGUGUGAGAGGGAGUGUGUGUGUGUGUGAGAGGGAGUGUGUGAGAACGAGAGAGAGAGUGUGUUUGUGUGUGUGUGAUUGAUUGUGUGUUUGGAGUCUGUGCCUUUUUUCAGCCACAUGGUGCUUUUCACUUCCAAACUGAGGGGGUGUCCUCCUUACUCUGGUACAAAAUGAUGUCAUGGAUUCCAGGUUGAGCGUGCAACAGGGGGACGCAAGGACCCUGAGGGAGGGAGUGCCGUGUGGUGCCAGCAACUGACUCAUUGGACUCAGCUGGACUCUGAGCUGGCCUUUGCUAAACCUUCACAAUCUAAAUCCAGUCACAAACUACAGUAUGUUUCAGAAAGCACUGAUUUUUUGUUUUUGUUUUGUUUGUUUGUUUAUCCAUGCAGAUGGGUGUGAGUCGAGCAGGGCGUUAGAGGAUGCCUGCUGUGGGAGGGGGCACCUCUAUAGUCCUCUCAGAGGUCCGAAUGUGGCAUUUGAGGUAUGCUGCUGCUCAAGGUUGACAUGUCUCCAUAUGUAUCUCUCUUGUCGUGCACUAUUUGGUUCUCUACUCCAGCCAAGUAUUAUACUGUAUCGAUGCCCCUCACCUGUCAUUUUUGAGCCAGUAUUUUGUUUUCUGUUUCAUAACACAUCAGGUCUAGCUCCAGUGAGUGUUGUAGUUGUUGAUGUAGGGCAUAUGUCUGGUUGUGGGUGGCUAUUAAGAUGACAAAGGUUUGGAAGAUUUUGUUCUUGUUUUCUUUUUGAAGAACAGCUAUAUUGCUGCACCUCUUCUCCCAAGCAUGGUAGUGAUUAAAGCUGUGAACUGAUAUGAGAUGACUAUAAUUUGUAAACAUCUCAGUGAUGGGAUGAGAGAUUUGUAAUUUGUGACUUUCUAUAUUGACAAAGAUUGUUUGUGGUGGUUGUGGUGAGCUGCAUGAUUUUGGAGCUUGCUGUUAAGUCCUGAGCAUUUGGUCUUUGUCUGCGGUACAUUCUCUAAACUGGAUUUGCACAAAUGAGAUGGUUCAUGGUAUGAGCUCCAACAUGGUGUUUUGGAGCUGGUUAGAGAGUAUCUGUCAUGUUAAUAAGGUUGCAUCUUCCCAUUUAUUCUGAGUGAAUAGAGACCUUUUUACAGUUACAUGGAGAAAAAAAAAAACACUAAUUCUCAAACAUUUUACUGGGAUAUUCGGCACUGUAACGAUCGAAGCCCUCCAUUUUAUGUCACCUUGGAUUUUAUUGAGAAAAAAAAGGUUUUGAGGUGAAUGAAAUGGUUGAGGACCUUAUAAUAUAUCUGUACUCUGUGAUGCGAAGUGUUGAGCAAUGAACGAAGACCAUAACAAAUUUAAGAGCACACAUUGCUCAGACGAUCAGAUGAAAUUCAGGUAGGCAAAGUGCUAAUAAGUUUAGCAUUAUGAUAUUUUUGUGUAAAACUGCUCCUUAGCUUUAACACAGGAGUGGUGUAUCAACAAUACAAUUAUUUGUAGAUUUUCUGCAAGCAGAGAACGUCAUUGUAUGUCAUGCAGUCUUAGAUUGCACUGUGCUGUAUCAGUGUUAAAAAUAUAAUGUAAGUCAAAUGAACGGCCCACUUUUUUCAACCGAUCUGUCAGGCCGUCCUAUCAUUCAGACAUCAGUAGAGACUAUUGUAAAGGGCCAGAAGAGUAACUUGCUGUAGUGACUAGGCCUUAAAAGGAGAAUACCAGCAAUAAUAAUAAUAAUUAAUGAUUAGAAUGGUGAAGACAAUGUUGAUGAAGUUGACAACAGAGAUAAACCAAAUGUUGGAAAUCUGUAGCUGAAAUGACCUAGAAGUGCGGAAUCUUCAUUUGUUUUAAUGCAAUGCGGAUGUUCUUUUUUUUUUCUGGCCGUUUUUAAUGUGAAAUGUAUACUCUACACCAGUUUGUUGGUGUCCACUCUCACCACUCUGUGAAAUAGACGUUUGUCUAUGACCACUACUAAUGAUGUAAAGGUAGCGAUCAGAGUUGGAGAUCUACUUGAAAGUGUUGCUGUUCAAUAAAUUGGAGAACAGAGAA